GAGAUUGACGUAGUUCCUGAGUCUGUGCGCGCAGGGUGUACGCGCCGCGUCUGCCUCCACACCUGCACUCCUCUCCACACGAUCUGGGGUGUCCUUCAAGAUGUUUGUCCCAAGAGCAGUCAGGCUCAAGGGCGUGAAGGAGCCUCAAAGACCGAAGGUGGCAAAGUCGCCAGUGACACCGUCACUUAGCAAGAAUGAAGCUAACAGCAAAGAUGCGCUCGUCCAAGCAAUGGGCGAGACAGGCAUGAACUCACCUGCUCCACAACAGAAUAUAGCUUCAGAUGUACCAGCUCCGACCCGCGGCCCUCGAUUUACUACCAAGCCUGUCACCGCUGACUAUGUUGCUCAACUGGCUGCUGGCAUUGAGUUGAUCUUCACAGACUAUGCACAUCAAGAGGAACAGCGCUCACGAUGGUUGAGGGAUCGGUAUAGAGUAGUCGACGGCGAGAAGGACUAUAUCCAUCUCACAGCGAUCUUAGAGCACCCCAACAUCUCGAAGCUGAAGCCAGAAGCUACCCAGAUCCUCCUCAAGCGAGCGCUACACGACCAUCCCUCUGCAACGCUCGAGUUAUCACAAAACGAAUACUACGUCCGUCGCCAGCCCUCCACCAACCCUCUCUCCUUCGUCCCAGCCAAGUCCUUUGAGAUCGUAGAUGACGAUGGUCUCAGCUUCUGGGAUCAAAGAACGAUCUACGUGGAACCGCACCUACGAAAUAUCUGUCCAACGCCGGCACGAGUAGCGCAAUGGUUAAAAGAGCACGGCGAGCUGAGGCCAAAGUGGCUCCCCGUCCAAGCAGUGCAUACGCUCUGGAAUAGCUGCGCUUUCGUUGUUCUGAGCGGGAACGUAAUGCAUGAAGGCACGUGGAACAAGUGGAGAGAAACUGGAAAGCCAGACGACUGGAAGGUUAUGACUAAGGUCGAACAUACAAGACGCACUGCCGAGUAUCUUGCCUUGCUGAAGAAAGAGAACCCUGGAGGUAUGCGCAAGGUCAUCGAAGACACAAGCCAGCUGCCGCCAGUCGCACGACCUGCAGCAUUACCUAUGGCAUUUAAGCCACUGCCCGAGGACGGACCUAUCAAGGCGGACAGCAAGAAGAAGCGCAAAAGGCGCAAGCCCGCAAAGUCUGGUGAUGCUGAAAGAGUGAAAGAGCAGGCUGAAUACGUGGCGAGCCAUGGAACAGCACCCACGUCAGACGUAGACAUGGUGGAUAUGCUACAGGACAUUCAGUCAGAUGUCGCUGCACCAGCCACAAGUAAGAAAAAGCGCAAGAGGCGGAAGAGCGCCAAAUCAAAUGACAAUGUCGACAAUAUUACGGAUGAUGCAGUAAAUUCACAAGAUGACGAGGAGCCGGAUAAGAGGCUGCGUCGCUGAUUUGGCUUCCUAUGGCCUCGCAGCUACAAACAGAGUUACAUAUUGGAGUAGGAGCAUGAGAACCAUAACACGGUUCCUUACUUCCGCCGAGCCUCAACGAGGCGUGCGCUAACCCCAACUUUACCCCGCUUACUCGACAGCACCGACUUGUUCAGAGUUACCGAAGAUCGCCGGUAGAGCUUCCGCACAUGGGUAAUGCGU
Boeremia exigua is the source of this 1573-nucleotide messenger RNA. RefSeq lists its product as uncharacterized. Bases 101 to 1372 code for a protein of 423 amino acids. Lineage: Eukaryota; Fungi; Ascomycota; Dothideomycetes; Pleosporales; Didymellaceae. The transcript is spliced from 2 exons. The record is from RefSeq and is a predicted model, not a curated record.